Messenger RNA from Cannabis sativa, 2301 nucleotides. RefSeq lists its product as uncharacterized. Gene Ontology annotation, molecular function: catalytic activity. The record is from RefSeq and is a predicted model, not a curated record. NCBI's taxonomy places the organism in Eukaryota, Viridiplantae, Streptophyta, Magnoliopsida, Rosales, Cannabaceae. The transcript is spliced from 3 exons. The coding region runs from base 1 to 2301 and encodes 766 amino acids.
AUGAAUUGUAUUAGUUGGAAUUGCCGUGGGCUUGGGAACCCGCGGGCUUGUCAAUUCCUUAAGGACAUUGUUGUUCAAAAGAAGCCCAAUUUCAUUUUUUUGUCUGAAAGUCUAUGUAAAAAAGAUGUGAUUGAAAGAUUAAGAGUCCAACUUUGUUUUGAAGGCAGUUUUUGUGUUGAAGCCCAAUGCCAUAAAGGAGGGAUUGCCCUUCUUUGGAAAGCCCAAGAGGAGGUCCGUUUACUCCAAUAUGCACAUAAUUUCAUUGAUGCAGAAAUCGUAAUGCACAAUACGAUUCCAUGGCGUCUUACGGGCAUCUACGGUGAACCAAACCGAAGCUUGCGGUUCAAUACUUGGAAGCUCAUUCAUGACCUUGCUAUUUUUUCUCAGCUUCCUUGGUGUUUAAUUGGUGAUCUCAACAACAUAGGAAGCCAAGCCGAGAAGAAAGGUGGCUGCCCUUAUCCCCCCUCUCUUAUUGCCGGUUUCCAAGAUGUCCUUCAAAGCUGUGAUUUAAUUGAUCUUGAUCUUAGAGGAUACCCUUUUACUUGGGAACGCAGCAAAGGAACUUCUUCAAGUGUGGAAAUUCGGCUCAAUAAAGCUCUUGUUUCCCAUCUUUGGCUUCAAUCUUUUCCCCAAGCUACUCUUACCAAUGGAGACUUCUCUUCAUCCGAUGACACUCCGAUCUUCCUUGAACCGAAACCUCCAUGGAUGUCUAAAAAAACAUACCAUUUUCAGUAUGAAAACUGUUGGAGCUGUGAGCCCCUUUGCUCCAAGUUAGUAGAAGACUGCUGGAACAAUAAUCAACGUCUUUCUCUUGCUGAAAGAAUCAAAGCUUGUGGUAUUGCUUGGAUUCUUGGGGUCGAACUCUUACAGUAUCAUUUGGUUAUCAAUGGGGUCAAUUUCUUGGUUGACAUUGCUCAAAAUAAUGAUCUCCUUCAGCUUAUCCAAGAUGAGGAAGUCAAACAAGCUCUAUUUCAAAUGCAUCCUGACAAAGCGCCAGGUCCUGAUGGCAUGGGUCCAGGGUUCUACCAAACUCAUUGGGAAACCGUUGGUAAGGAUGUUAUCAAGUUUGUUAAUGAUUUUUUCAUCACUGGUUCUUUUCCUGUUGGGAUUAAUGAAACUAACCUUGUUUUGAUUCCGAAAAAGAAGAACUUCUCCUCUAUGGCCGACCUUCGUCCUAUUGCUCUGUGUAAUGUGCUUUACAAAGUUGCUGCAAAAGUCCUUGGUAAUAGGAUGCGACAUAUUAUCGAUAAGGUAAUCUCUGACACUCAAAGUGCUUUCAUUCCUGGUCGUCUUAUCUCUGAUAAUGUCAUGGUCGCCUUUGAAGUUAUGCACUACUUAAAAAGAAAGACCAAAGGAAAAAAAGGUUUUAUGGCAGUUGAAUUAGACAUGAGUAAAGCCUAUGAUCGAGUUGAAUGGGGUUGUCUUCAUGCUAUCAUGUCUAAGAUGGGAUUUGCUGACAGAUGGGUAAAUUUGAUCAUGCAAUGUGUGUCUUUGGUUCGUUACUCUGUUGUGCACAAUGGCCGAAUCAUAGGACCUAUUGUUCCUUCCCGAGGAAUCCGUCAAGGCGAUCCUCUCUCCACUUACCUCAUUAUCAUCUGUGCAAAGGGAUUCUCCUCCUUGAUACAUCAAGCCGAAUCAAGAGUAAGUCUUCGUGGUAUCUGUGUUGCUAACCGUGCCCCGUCUAUCACCCACAUGCUCUUUGUAGAUGAUAGCUACUUGUUUUGUCAAGCUACCAAUGAUGCUGCCACCAAUCUCCUCCAUUUCUACACUCUUUUGAGAAUGCUUCAGAACAAAGUCAUAAACCGUUUGAACAAAUGGCAUGAUAAGUAUCUCUCUAGAGCUGGUAAGGAGAUUCUUCUCAAAACGGUUAUCCAAUCACUUCUUACUUACGCCAUGAGUGUUUUCCUCAUUCCCACUGGCACUUGUGAUGAGAUUGAAAAGCUUAUGGCCCGAUUUUGGUGGAAGACUAGUUCAAGCAAAGGAAAUGGAAUUAUAUGGAUGUCUUGGGAGAGAAUGGCUACCCAUAAAGACCUCGGGGGAAUGGGAUUUCUUCAUUUAAGUGAUUUCAAUCUUGCUAUGCUAGCCAAACAAGGAUGGCGUCUCUUAUGUAAUCCUAACUCUCUUCUUAGUCGGGUCUAUAAAGCAAGAUACUUUCCCCACUCAGAUUUCCUCAGUGCUGACCUUGGCUCCAACCCCAGCUUUGUGUGGCGAAGCAUUUGGAGUGCUCAAAACCUCCUUAAACUUGGAGUCCGUCGUACUAUCCGUACCGGUAUGCACACAAGAAUUCUUGAUGCUCCGUGA